Messenger RNA from Suillus fuscotomentosus, 906 nucleotides. RefSeq lists its product as uncharacterized. The record is from RefSeq and is a predicted model, not a curated record. Lineage: Eukaryota; Fungi; Basidiomycota; Agaricomycetes; Boletales; Suillaceae. The transcript has 6 exons. Gene Ontology annotation, molecular function: oxidoreductase activity. Bases 1 to 906 code for a protein of 301 amino acids.
AUGGCUUCUAACACCAUCACCACCCUCAACCCCUUCCAGCCUCCAUCUGACGGCUCUCAGCCUUACACAAUGCAAAUCGAGGACGUGUGCGGGAGGGAGGAGCUUGACAAUGCUGGAUUUCAGUAUGGGAGAGAAGCGCCGAAGUAUACUACCAGCUUCUUAAAUGAUGAGAUUGAGCGCGAAUACUACCAUGAGAGCAUCGACCUCAUGAAGAGGGUCACAGUGGCCCAGAGAAACGCCAGCCAGUCCCCCGGGCUCAUAUGGACCAAACUCCUGCGGCUACUAGUGUUUCGUAGUAGGGAUGCCAAUCCACAUGAGACGGAUGUCAAUCCACAUAGUGGGGAUGCCAAUCCACACGAGACGGACGCCAAUCCACAUGAGACGGACAAAGUUCCUUCCCUCCUCCACAAACGCUUCCAAAUCAUAGACCUGUGGCGCCCCAUUUCGCAUGCAGCUGUAGAUCGACCGCUUGCAUUAUGUGACUUCCGGAGUGUGGAUUUCGACAAAGCUGUCGCUCUUAUAUACCCUGACCGCUCCGGCAACUAUUAUGAGGUAGUGCCUUUGCGGACAGAGGGAUUGUCUACCAGGGAUGACACCGUGGAAGGAUGGAGUGCUGUUGGGACAUGUUGUUUGAAGGAGUCUGAUAUAAGGGAGAGAACAGCGUACCCUUCGAUUUAUGUGGGGUCUGAAUCUACUUGCGUUGCAUUACUAGUCCCGCCAGAUCCACUAGCAAAACCAGUGCUGUCGCUGACCUACAUCCUUGUGAGCUUAUACACCAGGCGUGUCGCAAGUGAAGAGACUCACCACGGUGACGAACUGGGAUGUGGACAGGUAUUUGAGCUGAAAACUGGUGGUAGUGGAGCUACCAUGAAACUAUUGAUACACGGUGGUGCAGACCUCUAUUAG